Bactrocera latifrons is the source of this 1810-nucleotide messenger RNA. RefSeq names its product vanin-like protein 1. The transcript is spliced from 3 exons. The record is from RefSeq and is a predicted model, not a curated record. Lineage: Eukaryota; Metazoa; Arthropoda; Insecta; Diptera; Tephritidae. Bases 31 to 1668 code for a protein of 545 amino acids.
UUGCGCCGCAACACCGGCACACCAAGCAGGAUGCUAACAGUGCAAAGUUUAAUAUUGCUUUUCUUGGCAAUCGUCAUAGGACCGCAGCAAACCUGGCAGCUCUCACAACCAACCGAUCCCACCUAUCAAGCUGGCGUCGUCGAAUAUAUGCCCGGUGUGGGCAAAGGCAAAUCUAAGGUCCAUGAAAGCCUCAAGCGUAUGAAAGCGGUCAUCGAAUCGGAUGGUACACGCGACUUGGAUAUACUAGUCUUUCCCGAGUUCGUGCUGAAUGACGGCACGUUCCGCACAUUUGUGCCUGAUCCGCAGCUUGGUAUUUCGCCUUGUGAAAUACCCAAUUAUGAUCACUUUCUAACGGAACUGUCAUGCGCCGCACGUUCGCGUCAACUAUAUUUGGUGGUCAAUUUGAUAGAGAAAGUUUUUUGUGGAAACGAUACCACAACGGUUGGACGUUGUGAUGCCAGCGGUUUAAACAGUUACAAUACCAAUGUGGUGUUUGAUCGGCAAGGACGUGUCAUAUCACGCUAUCGCAAGACACACCUCUACCGUUACGAAUGGUACAAUAUGAAAGUAUUGCCACAACCGGAACAUGCUACUUUCACCACAGAUUUCGGCGUGACUUUUGGCCACUUUAUAUGCUUCGAUAUGCUCUAUUGGGACCCAGCCGCAGUAUUGGUAAAGGAGCAAGGCAUAACAGAUAUUAUCUAUACAACUUAUUGGUUCAGUGAGCUGCCCUUCCUCACAGCCGUGCAAUUGCAAGAAGGUUGGGCGUUCGCUAACGAUGUCAACUUACUUGCAGCUGAUGCCAGCAAGCCCAGUGGACAAAAUACCGGUUCGGGUAUUUAUGCUGGACGCUUGGGUCGCCUAGUUGCGGCCAUUUAUGAAGAACCCACCACACAACUGCUCACUGCCAGCGUACCUAAGCGCGCCUAUCGUCAAAACUAUCAAGCGCCACCGGUUAUACAGCCCAACUUUGUGCCGGAAGUCGUCACAAUGCGUUUCACCAAACUCGACCUGCUCCGCGACUACAAUGUGGACAUCUUUAAGACUCAGUUGCUGCCCGCCGACUUCACCACAGUGAACGAAACUUUAUGCUACGAUGGUCAGUUCUGCUGUCAUUUUCAGGCCGCACGCGUCAUUGUGAGUAACGCGAAUACUUACGCGGCUUACCGCUAUCGACUCGCAGUAUACAGCGGCUCGCGCGCUACACAUCAAAGGGUCGAUCCGGCGGCUUUAAAGGUGUGCGCUGUAAUCGCCUGCACCAAUGCGGAUUUGUACAGCUGUGGUCGCAUCUUCCCAGCCGGUGUCACAGUUGGCAAUAAAUACUACUUUAGCGCUUUGAAUGUAAGCGCUUCUUUCCCGCAUGCGCCGCGACGUCUCAUUAUGCCAUCUAGUGUGGAUGGCAGCAUCAUGCCACUGCCGGUGCACACUUAUGAGUGGCAGGAGUUUGAGAGCAACAACACUACGGCGAUCUCCAUAAGUUUGACUUAUCCGAAAUUGGAUAUACUGACCUUCGGCAUUUGGGGUAACUACUAUUCGACCGAGGUGAGCACGCAUAACUUCGAUCCCGUGUGGCAGCCUGCGCAUGGUCCUCAUUCUGGCGCUUCACAGCUUCUUGGAGCCAAGCUUUUAACCGUCUCCUUGUUGUUGGCUUUUAUGAAGUUUUUCUAGGUUAAGCGUUUUACAUAUUGUUCACUUAAAGACUGUGCCAAUCUUUAGUUGGUUUUAAAGAACUGACGGCAAAAGAUGGACCGCUAGUUCAUGUCGCACUGAUGAGUUAAUAAAAAAAAUUAAUUCUCUAUAUACAGGUUAA